Molecule: messenger RNA, 1699 nt
Organism: Kockovaella imperatae
Lineage: Eukaryota; Fungi; Basidiomycota; Tremellomycetes; Tremellales; Cuniculitremaceae
Product: biosynthesis-related protein
Exons: 12
Coding region: 43-1644 (533 amino acids)
Biological process (GO): mitochondrial translation; glutaminyl-tRNAGln biosynthesis via transamidation
Molecular function (GO): glutaminyl-tRNA synthase (glutamine-hydrolyzing) activity
Source: RefSeq, a predicted model, not a curated record
CUUGUUUUCAAUCUUGAUGCUGUUACAUGUUCUCAAAGACACAUGCGACUCCUGACUCCAGCAUGGAGCUGUACUCAAAUACGAUGGACUCCAAUUCAUCAUAGCCCAGGUCGUCCGAGUCGGCGACUGUUUGCCAGCUCAUCAACGGACUCGACGCCAGACAGCGACGACUGGGAGACGAUCAUUGGCUUGGAGAUUCAUGCACAGAUCAAGACGCCACACAAACUCUUCUCCCGAGCCUCUACAUCUUACGCAGACCCUCCUAAUGCCAACGUUGAGCUCCUAGACGCUGCCAUACCUGGUACCUUGCCAGUACUCAAUCGCGAUGCGGUCCGUUUGGCCCUCCUGACCUCAAUAGCCCUCAAGUGUGAUAUUAACAAACGAUCAACAUUUGAUCGCAAGCAUUAUUUCUACCAUGAUAUCCCUGCUUCUUACCAAAUCACUCAGCAUUAUAAUCCAAUCGCACGCAAUGGCAGACUAGCCAUAAGAGACGGAGAUUGGGGUUCUCAGCGAGCCUUCAAUGUAGGAAUCCAACAACUCCAGAUAGAACAGGACACGGCAAAGAGUCAGAUCAUGGGAAGUGACAGACUCAUCGAUCUGAACAGAGGGGGAGCGGGCUUGAUGGAGAUCGUGACUGAUCCCGAUAUGCGGUCACCAGAAGAAGCUGCAGCAUUUGUUCGCAAGCUGCAGUCUGUCUUGCGUCGUAUAGGAUCAGGCGACGGGGAUAUGGAGAAAGGAAACCUCAGGAUAGAUGCCAAUGUAUCUGUCAAUCGACCUGGAGAGGCUUGGGGUACACGAUGCGAGAUCAAAAACUUGAACUCGCUGCGAUUCCUACAGCAGGCUAUCAAAUCUGAGAGGUUGAGGCAAAUAGCCCACUAUACAUCACAACCCGGCAUCCCCUUGCAGAGAGAGACACGAGGUGUCAACGAAGUAACUGGAGAGACAUACUCCCUGCGAAGCAAGGAAGAUGCUAUGGACUACCGUUACAUGCCUGAUGCAAAUCUGCCAGCUAUGGUGAUUGAUGAAGCGUAUCUUUCAAAACUUCGACAUGAGGUCCCUGAGCUCCCUUGGGAAACCGUGGAUCGCAUGUGUACCGCAUACGAUGUUCAGAAGCGCGAUGUUGAAACCUUGAUCGGAUUGGACGAAGUUAACGGUCAGGGCCUGAGUUACUUUGAAGGUGUGGUACAGGACGACCCCUCGUUAGGCAAACCAGCCAUGAUUUGGAUCAAUCAUGUCCUUCUCGGACAAUUGACAAAACUCGGCAAGACUUGGUCACCCGAAGUCAUUCCAUUCUCCCUGAUGCGGGACCUGAUACAAGCUGUAAUCGAUGACAAGCUCACCAACGAAGCGGGCAAACAGGUCGUUCAUCACAUCAUCGACCAGGGACAUAUUGCAGAUAUGUCUCUCGGAUCAGUCUUGAAAGCCUUGAACAUCUCAACAGACGUUUUAUCCGAAAGAGCUCUCCGGAUGAUCUGCAUUGACGUAGUUCGUCAGCUCACCCCUAAAGACCUCGCAAUGAGGGAUAAGAAAGGCCGUUUACCUAUCGGGAUGGUCAUUGGCAAAGUAAUGGCUCAGACUAAAGGGCAGGCGAACGCUAUACAAGUGAAGAAGAUAUUAGAGGAACUUUUGAAGGAUUUCAAGUGAUCACAGAGCGUGAUUGAGGAUAGCGAAGCCGAUGGUCAUACAUGUAUCUCCGUGA